Molecule: messenger RNA, 9884 nt
Organism: Phycodurus eques (leafy seadragon)
Lineage: Eukaryota; Metazoa; Chordata; Actinopteri; Syngnathiformes; Syngnathidae
Exons: 7
Coding region: 5730-8513 (927 amino acids)
Source: RefSeq, a predicted model, not a curated record
CCCACCCACCAUUCACAUGUACGAGAAAGAAAUUUUAGACAAACUUCUCGAGUAGGCCUAGUGAACAAGGGACCAGCCUCUCUCCAGCAGGGUGGGGAACUAGUUGUGAUCGCAGAGGGGGUAGAGAAUUCCGAUAAGGUGUUGCUCUCGCCACCGCACUACCAAGGCAUUCGUCCCAGUGGACACCACCACGCAAGUCAGCACGAAACAGGAUUGGUGAUCAAGGUAUGAAACACUUUACAGAGAUAGCCUGAAAAAGGGAAGAGAGAUCUGUGCGAGAUAUUGGGUCCUACAAAAGGUUUUCGAGUGAAAUUUGAUUAAAAGGGCCUGUUACAAAUACCUCUACCAUUAUACAAACCAAGACCUUUGUGAUUAACUCAGCAUGAAGACUCGGGGCGCCCUGUCCCACCCUCUUGGCUGGCUUGCUCUGGAACUGCUGCACUGCUUCAACACUGGACCUUUGCUGGUGCUACCCUGCCUCUGGCGCCAUCUGGUGACCACUGCUGCUCUUUUGGACCCAUCUGAUCCUGUCCUGCCUGGUACACCCUCCGGUCCGACCACACGAUCGGGUCCUGUCCUGCCUGGUUCGCCCUCUGGUCCAACCGCACGCACGCUUCACCAUCGGCCUCAUAUGUCGCUGAAUCCGUGAUCUUCUAAGACUAAGUCCAUUCUUCCUCUCAACUACUAAGUCCAUUCCUCCCAAUAACUCAGUCCAAAGGAGGGGAAAAAUAAAAUUUAAAAAACCUGAUAUGAAACGCAGCUUGAUACAAGGAACUAAAUUUCUGUAGCUUUAUAUAAAAUAAAUUUAAAAAAAAAAAAAAAUAAAAAAUAAAAAAAAAAUAAAAAAGGUAACAGCUUGAUGUAAGCAACAAUUUGUAUGCCAAAGAGGCAUAAAACAAGCGAAGACGCUCUUUCGGCGAAAACUGCCUUUUACUUAAAACUGAAACAUUGUUACAUGGCUAAUUACAGUAACAUAUUGAGCUACUGUGGUAAAAAUGUCUGCAAACUUUUUUUUUUUUCUUAAACAUUGGUUGAAUGACUCAAUUGCUGGUAUAAGCCUUUAAAAUGGCUGCUAACUUUGUAGCACAAACUACUACCGUUUGAUGACGGGCAGCUGACCUAUUGAGCAUUGACUAGUUACCCAAGUAGCGUUGUAGUUAAAAUUGUUAGCAGAAGAUUUAAAAAAAAUAAAAUAAAAAAAACUGUGCCAGCCAUUAUCCUGAGACGCUUAUCAAUGGUAUUGCGAUUUAAGGGCCGAUUUAACUACGCCCGCCUUAGUCAUUGUGACGUCAGUCGACAGAUGUGAAAAGAGCUACAAAAGGUAGUUCAAACCAACCAAUAGCAAGCCGGCAGAGGCUUUGCGUCACGGCGGCCAUCUUAAGCCAACAAAGGCGACAAAAAAUUAUAUCUCAAGUCUAAAGGCCACACAAAAAUAAGCAGUUUUCUUAACGAAUAAAUAGCGUUCUCGCAGUUAGACGGCUUCCUGGCACUAAUAGCGCUAGUUUGCCAACGUUAAAAUCGUAAGAAAAGGGGGAGAGAAAAGAAAAAAAAAAAUCAGGUCACAUCUGCUCAGCAAAUAGCUAUCUUCGGUAUUAACAUGACAAAUUACAACUGUUCUUUCUUUCGUCAAGUCUGCUGUAACUGUUAAAAAUAACCGGAUACAAAAAUACAAAAAACGACGAUACAAGAGCUACCGUUAAUUUCCUGCCUGAACAACAGACAAUCUAAGUAACUCAAAGCCACUUUCCGCAUCCUUAACAAAGGCAUGUCGAAAACCCAAAAACUAACAAAAAAGACCGUGUUCACCUGAACAGCAAACGUACAACCUGUCGACGACCCGUACCAUUGUGACGCAGCAAAGAACUGCAGUUGAUUUAUACGCUUCGAGUGGUUCGGUUACGGGUUCGGCUACGUAUUCAUUCGACAAGAAAAAGUAGUUCCCCAUUGCAACAUUAAAUAGCUGUACUGUCAUGUUCCACUGUUUGUUUUAGCCGACAGGUCGAACAUCGUCUAACCUCAAUGCCACAAUCUAUAUUUAAAUGCUUGAGUAAAUAAACGAUGACAACUAUAAAAGGUUAUGUGCGAAUUAAAGCACAACCGCUGUGCUUGGUAGAUAAGAAGCGGCGCAUUUGUGUUUAUUACAAUACAAUGUCAAACUUUAAACUAAUUUUUCAAUUUGUCAAGCCAGUGACUAGGGCCAUUAACACUUAUUUUGAAACCAAACCGCUGACGUCACGCUCAACGGUCGCGCGGAUUAAUUUUGCUGCGGCUUGGCUUGUGUUUCAAAACUGGAUAAAACUAGAAUGUGGUCGGAUCUACUUCUCGCUUGCUGCAAUGACACUCCUUUGUACCGUCGAAACAACAAAUAUUAAGCCAUCUCAUCAUUUUUUGUUUUGUUUUUAAAUGUGACAAAGACAGGCAAGAUGUAUUGUAUGUUUUGCGGCGUAUGCGACCACAUAAACAGACGCGCUGUAAUAUAAAUAUAUUUAAAUGUUGAUCCACGCACACUGGUCGGACGAUUGAACAGGAACUUCAGAGUGGAAAAUUACCAGCUGUGGGAAGGGAGCAACGGUGCCAGUUACAACUGGUCAAACUCGUGUCCAGAAAAAAACCCCGCCGAGAACUCUGUGGCAAAUAUUACACCAACCAACUUAUUUAUUUAAUACGUCGACCUGUGAUGAGCUGCACAUGUAUUUCUCUUUUUGACCCAGCGUUGUCACAAAGCUUAACAUCUGAGACACGCAUUCGGAGGUCACUCCUUCGUACAAACACCAUGGCGUUUUUAUUAUGAUACGUUUGAAAGUCUCACAUUUACGUAAACACAGUAUUAUCUCGCUAAAAUCAGGUACGUGUUAUAUUCACCCGCAUAGCACGGAAAAUCACCCAACAUGGCUUCAAUGCCACGGGAGUUUAGCUGGAUGACCAACAGGGGGAGCAGCGUGACUCCAUGUGGCUCCUCGCCCACUCCCCAACUCCCACACGUGCUUCACGACCCAAGACAGAACACUAUCCUGGAUACCCGGCAAAUGUCGGGGCAAAACCCCUUCAUUUACAUACCUGCCCUCAUCACGAUUCAAUGCCCAGGGCAGGGAUCAAACACAUCCUGGGUUUUCAGUCCUAUUCACGAUGAACGAAUUGAUCGAGUUGGCUGUUAAGCAGGACUCAGUCAACACACAUUCACGUGACAACGAAGCCAAACAAAGGUCUUAUACUCGGAUUCACUUGCUAAUAGAGGUCUUUAAGAAGGAUAAACAUCUAUUUGGUUGUGUAAUAAUCUUAAAACACAAUUAGGUGCGAUGCAAUGAUUACAUCAGAAUCAGCAUGCUUUUGUCGUUGCUAAAUUAUAAAUUAACUUUCAGUUUAUGGGUCAUUCGAGAGUUCAGUACAUUCUCUGCAUUCUCUCUUUAAAAUACCAAACAGCUCUUGAGCACCCCCAAAAUGUUAUUUUUUUCCUCGUGUUUUAAAUCAGCCUUUUUGGUUUGAUUUUGUUCAUGUCUUAUUUGGUAUUGUUAAACAUUUAUUAUUAUUUUUACCACAGACAUAUUUCAAAUAGUAAUUAAGCUCAGAAGUUAUGUGUUUCUCAACAUACAUGCAACCCUGUUACCAAAAAUGUUUUUGGCCUGAAGAGAGGAAGAGAAAAAAGUGAGCUACAUGACUCAGCAAAAAUGACGUCAAACUUAUUGUUCUGUCCAUUGAUAGACCUAAGGCAAGUCCUUUGUAUUUUUCAUGUUUUUGUUUUGUUUGUUUUUUGUUUUUUUCAGUCGUAAUGGACGGUGUCACCUACACCAAUGCAAACCCGCCAACAAUUUUUUAUUUUAUUUUUUAAGUAUUGCAUCUCUGCUUUUUGCAGAUGAUGUGGUUCUGUUGGCUUCAUCAAGCCGUGAUCUCCAACUCUCACUGGAGCGGUUCGCAGCCGAGUGUGAAGCGGCUGGGAUGGGAAUCAGCACCUCCAAAUCUGAGACCGUGGUCCUCAGUCGGAAAAGGGUGGCGUGCCCUCUUCGGGUCGGGGAUGAGAUCCUGCCCCAAGGGGAGGUGUUCAAGUAUCUUGGGGUCUUGUUCACGAGUGAGGGAAGAAUGGAACGGGAGAUCCACAGGCGGAUCGGUGCAGCAUCUGCAGUGAUGAGGACUUUGUAUUGGUCCGUUGUGGUAAAGAAGGAGCUAAGCCUAAAGGCGAAGCUCUCGAAUUACCGGUCGAUCUACGUUCCUACCCUCACCUAUGGUCACGAGCUGUGGGUCGUGACCGAAAGAACAAGAUCAAGCGGCCGAAAUGAGUUUCCUCCGCAGGGUGUUCGGGCUCUCCCUUAGAGAUAUCAUAGCUAAGUUUGUUCUUGACCAGUUGGCAUAGCAGCUAACACAGCAUGUAUUCUUAAGGGAAAACUCUUAACAUUGGCAUUGAUUUGGAGUAAUACGUGAAUAAAUACAUUUUAAAAUACAAUCUAACUUUUUUAAAAUUGUAUGAUAUUAGUUGUUUUUCUGGUGCCUGAGCAACAAGUUUGCACCCAACACAACAAAAUAUAUGAUAAAUAAAGUGUACCAUUGAGGCACGGUGGACGACUGGUUACAAUAUCUGCCUCGCAGUUCAGAAGACCCAGGUUCACAUCUGGCCUCGCCUGUGUGGAGUUUCCAUGUUCUCCCCGUGCCUGUGUGGGUUUUCUCCGGGUACUCCGGUUUCCUCCCACAUCCCAAAAACAUGAAUUUUAGGUUGUUUGAAAACUCUAAAUUGCCCGUAGAUGUGAGUGAUUGUUUAUAUGGGCUCUGAGAUUGGCUGGCGACCAGUUCAGGGUGUAGCCCGCCUCUCGCCCAAAGUUAGCUGGGAUAGGCUGCAGCAUCCCCGUGACCCUAGUGAGGACAAGCGGUAUGGAAAAUGGAUGGAUGGAAGAUGUAGCAUUGACGGUUGAGCUGGAAAAAUUAAAUUAUAUGAUGGUUUAUCACCUGUUUUUCUUGAAAACACAAAAAAUACAAGAUAAAUCAUCAAUUUUGGAAAAAUGGUGCCUAAAUUGUCCAGCAAUUGUGGAAUGACCCUUAUUCACUGAAAAAAACAUCCUUUGAAUUUAUUUAAUUCGAACACGUACAUCAGUUGCACAUGAUUAAAAUGUGUUAAACUAACAUAUAUUAUUUAAUUAUUUUUGAGGGAAAGAUGGGAACGUUACAUCAGUUUACCACAUUUUAAUCGCAUAUGCAAUUGAAAUUAAAUACUUUUUUCCAGUGUUAUCUGAUGGCAGCCAAAUACAUCAUAGCCAACCAUGGUUUAUAGCCCGAGGCUAUUCCAUCCCCCACUUGUUAGCAAAUGUGGUUGUGUAGUUUAGUAUGGAACUCUGACAUUAAUGUAGUGGUUUUAAACAAUAAUAGCAAUACCUAAAAUAAAUGUGACUAUGGUGUGCACUACCUAGUUACAGACAUGUUGAUAAAAAGCAAGUUACAUCAUUCCACUUACAGAACCCCAGUGCGGUAUAGGUCAUUUUUCCAAAUGUCCAACUUUGAUUAUCUCUUCGAUUGAGCACUCUCUUUCAGCCAAUCAAUUGAGCUCCCAGUUACAUCAGGCAUGACAUAAAAUCAGGCCACCAUGCAUGAAGAAUUUCCACCAUGUGUGUUCAAAAGCUGUUGUUCCAUUCCUCUGCUGCCAGAUGAUGGAGACAAACCUAUCUGAAGUAGGUAGACAUACAAUACAACAAAUUUGGCCUUUACUUUAACACCCAUAGUGCUAGAGCAUUAGGGUUGGAACGCUCCAGAUGAUCUCAUCUGGUCUGAAGCAAAGAUUUGCACCUGACAAACAGGUUGUUGUCAGAGAUAACAGUAGUGAGAAACUGGAGCUUCAGAGCUGCAGAAACACAGAUCACCAUCAGUGGUCUCUAUACAGGCAACUCAAUCAAGGUGACAUCGAUAGCCUACCACCAGGGAAGAGACAGGUAAUGGAGAAGUUUUUUAGGCCUGUUCCUAGCCCUUCUGACCUGGCUGAGAUGAAUCUGCGGAAGCUCCACCAUCAUCGACAUCACGAAGACCCAGAGUCACACAGGUUUGCACUGUCUGAUGAUGCUGAUAUAAAUUCAGAUGAAAACCAAAGCAACCGCCGACAGGGUCACUAUUUCCAUGACAACCCUCAAAACGAUACCCACCCUCGCCAUAAAAUUCACAAAACUCCUCACCACAAAGAGGAUGAAAUACUGUACAACCACGGCACUCCUGUAACUUUAUCGAGAGCUUCAUCCUCUUCCCUUUCCUCAACCUCUUCCGUCUCCUCGUCGUCCUGGUUUACAGAAGGAAGUGUAAACGAUCCUUUCUCUCUCCGCCACGCCGAGCGUCCACAGCAUUCUUUGUCCUGCUCCAAUAUUGCGGAUGUACGCAGGGCUUUCCGGGAAGAUGACAACAGUGAGCCUAUUGUCUUUGCCACCGUUAUGCAUGGCGGCAAUGGCAGUGGUGUUGGUGGUCCCGCACAUGGCAGCACGAAACAGAGACAGAGGGGUGUUUUUCCAUCCCUUGACCGAAGUCAUAGCAGAAGUGAGGAGGGCCUCCUGAAGAGUAAUGAAGGCCAUGAUGGCAGAAAACAAUCCAAGGCACCACACAGUGGGAAUCUGUACAAGACCUCUUGUUUGAAUCGAAGCCUGACUUUCAGUGAUGAAGACUUUUUGUUAGGAAAUUAUGGGGGCCCAAAGAGAGCAGUGUCAUCCAGCCAGCUUCCCAGCAAAGGAAUCCUGAAGAACAAGGACCCUCAUGCUGACAUACGCAAAGCGAAAUCGAUGGAGGUGAUAUCACCAAGAGUUGGCAAACAACAGCAUCCCAGUGCCAGUGGCCAGAAGGGGAAAGGGAUCGACCAAGCUGAGAUGGAGCAAGUGAGGGAAAAUUUCCUGCAGGGAAAGUUGCAAUUCUCAGCUUUCCUGGAUGAGAUAACAAAACAGGUAAUAAGUCCAUCGUAUCUAACUAUACUGGGUGUGAACAAUGAAAAAGUGACCAGCAAGACCUGUGCACCAGCUCAAACACUUGACCCAGUCAAACCUGCACUUCCACCUAAAAAGCAUAGGAAAAGUUCUGGCGGGGAGAGUGAACAGUUUCCUAAACAACACAACAGGCAGGAAAAAGGUGCUCGUGGCAUCUUGCGAAAACAUUCAGACAGCUCCAAUCCGGACAAAUUGAUUUCAUAUGCAACGAGGAACCACCAGGGUAGCCCCCCGCCUCAUCAGUACGCCUACUCCCGCAGUCGUAAUGCUCACCAUGGAAGCAGCCGUAAAGACAAAAGACUGUCACCCAUUGGUGGCUCUCUGUCAGAGGAUAGGCAUGGCAGAUGUGGCUCCCACCUAACAGACGGAACCAGCACCAGCCCUGAACUGAGCCAGCCCAAAAUGCGGCACCACUGCAAUCAGCAGACCCAUACCAUCUACAGUCCACAUACCCAGCACUUCCCUCAGCCCCAUCUUCAGGAUGCGCACACUAGUGCAAGCCAACAAGGGCCAAAGACUUCAGCUCGAUGUGCAAGAAUAGGCUUCGGAUCAGAGUCUUCAUCCAAUAAGUCAGACUCAUCUAGGACCCGAGACGCAGCCUCCACAACUACCAGUCACAGUUCAGAGCAGAGUGAGAGACAUCAUUCAGAGCAUGUGGGCAACUCAAAACAAUGCAGAGACAGACUGUGUGAUGUUGAGCAGCUUCAGGUGCUACAGGAGGAGAAUGCUGAUCUUCACCAGAACUUGCUGCAGACUGUGGUCUGCAUUGAAAGCCUGGAGUCUGAGCUGCAGAGGACCAGGGAUGAGCUCACUCAUGUCAAAGACAAAUACAAAAGCCUCCUGGAGACACACACUGGAACCAGGCAGGGUAAUAAUCUGCUGGGGGAGCACUUGCACAUUGCGUCGGAGAGUAGAAGCAGUGAAAGGAAGCACCUUCUCAAUCGUGUGUCCCAGCUGAGCUCGGAGUUGGAGGGCGCUCACAGGACCAUCGCUGGGCUGGAGAACAUCAACCUGCCGUGCCUGAUAAAGGAUUUAUUGGAGAAGCACUUCAACUCACCUGAGGCUGUGCAUACGUUUCUGACACCUUCUGGUGUUGACAGCAACUCUGCCAGCUCUCCAUCAGCACUCAAGCUCCCCCACGCUCCUAAAUCAGAGGAAGCGGCACACGACUGGUUAACAGAAUCAGAGAGUGCCACAGCUUUUGUCCCCUUCAAACAGGAAGUACCCAAAACAGGAGUUCAAAUCUCCAUCCAAAGUCCAUUUGAGUCCAGCAACAGCCUGCCUUUCUCAGUGGACGACAUCAGCACGGCCAUUUAUCAGAAAAUAGUAGCCAAUUACACUGCCAAACCACAAACCUAUCAACAGCAGUCCUCUCUGGGUAUAAAAUACACUGGCACCCCUCUAAAGCCUCAGCAGCUCCACAGAGCUGACCGCUUGGGUGAAAAGGAAAAGGUAUUGGUGACACUUUUGGAGCAGGAUGCUGUGAAUGUGACCUCUAUGUCUGCCCAGCAGAUCCUAGAUGAGUUCAUGCAACAACUGCACACCCAUGAGCGGGUGGGUGAAGGGAAGGAGCAGGAGUAGUAGGUGGUGGGAGCAGAGCAAAGUGGUACAGUGGGCAGAGUGACAAGAGCGAUAACAACACGGGAUGAACGUGACUUUAAUUUCAUUGCAGGAAACAAUGUAGUCGAACAUUUGCGUUUGUGUUUCAUUCGUCUUGAAAAUUUCAAUGGAUUAUAUUGCAGGGUCGUGGCUAUUGUAUUACUUUGACGGUGUAUGAUGUAUUAGUUGUUAUAAUUGACCAGAAUCAGACAAGGUUUGGCUGAUGAGCCAAUUAUCACCCUGCACAGUGUGAUUCAUUUAUACCUCCUCAAGCAACUUUUUCUCAAGUCCACAAUAUUACUAAAAAAGACUAAAAAAAUAAUUUGCUAUUAAUUGCAAAUAAUCUAUUUUGCAAAUAAUGUAAUAUAUUUCUAUUUAUCUUUUCAGAAAAAAAAUAUAAUUACCAUUAUAAAUAUUUACAGCUUAGUGUUGUUAUUUCUUAUUAUUGUGGUGUAGAAUUGUGAAAAAUAACGCUGAUGGAAUUGGAAUUGGAAAUGGAAUACUGAAUGUAUUCCUUGCGGUUUAAGUCAAUUAUAAUAUUUUAGAAAAAGUGAAGAAAAUGUAUAAUUAAAGGGGAUGUUUGCAAUUAAAAAAAAAUUGUUGUCAAAACUGUCAGUAUGACUUGACAGUACAUGACAGGGGCUCAGGUUUAAUGGAUUGGUUUGUGGAUUUUAGGGGGGUGGGGGGGGUCAAAGACAUUCCCAAAAUUUUGGCAGGCCUUAAGAAAUUUUUAGUGAGGCUUCAGCCCCCCUAAAGUAGGCCUAGUGAUGCCAGUGGUACAUGAGUAAAAUUAUCUGUUAAAAAUGAGCCCACUCUAGCCUGAUCUUGUACUUCUCAUUUGAUUUGCAUGGCUGAGGAAAAACAAUCCAUCAGCGACAGAAGGUGUGACUGAUGAGGUGUCAAUCAUUUUCUGUGCACUCGCGAGAAACAAAUCAGUUUACUCAUGUACUAUUGGCAGGUCGUACUGACAGUUUUAAUAAAUAUGACAAAAAGUGGUUUUGUUUUAACUUGAAAACUCCCCUUUGAUGAUAGUGUCUAUGCAAAUAUGUGUGUACAUACGAUAUUGUGUUUUUUUUGGUUUGUGUGGAUGAGGAAACUAUUGUAUUAAUUUUAUUUGAAUCUGCCCCCCCCCCAAUCCUGAUUUGUCAACGUCAAUACUCUGCAUGUCAGCUCAGCAUGUAUGUGGUAUUUCUGCUUUAAUAAUGAAACCAGUUUAAAUUAUGUCAUUGCUUAUCACGUGUGCACAACGUUGCAGUUUGGGGCUCACCUAGAAUAUUCAAGUUAACGGCAUAUAAGGGUGUGCUGCUGGAUUUAAGUUUCCCUGUUUCAUGACUCAUUUAACAUGUUAAUAAA